UUUCUCGCAGACCCGCCAAGGCGUCAUGUCCGCUGCCUUGCAAGACCUCGGGAAGAAGCCGGAAGGGGUGCCUGCAUGGAGGACGAGCUCAGCUGCCCCCUCUGCCAGUGUCUGUACAGGAACCCAGCGCUGCUGCGCUGCGGUCACAGCUCCUGCAAACACUGCAUCAACCAGGUGCUUGAUGGCCAGCAGCAAUCCAAGGCCCCUUACUCCUGCCCCAUAUGCACACCAGCUGGGCCCAUCCCGGAGCUGCAGAAGAAUUUCCAGCUGUGCAGCAUCGUAGAGGCGUUUACGGCUACUUCCGAAGGGCAACAGGGCUUGAGCUCUGCAGGGGAGAAGAAGGAAGAGGUUCCCUGUGACUUCUGCCUGGAUCCGCCAAAGCCGGCGGUGCAGACCUGCCUGGCCUGCGAUGCGUCCUUGUGCCAGGUCCAUGUGAACAAACACAACACCAAGGCUUCCCAGAAGGACCACAUCCUGGUGGAGGUGGGCGCAGGCGCUGCUGUGGCGGAGAGGAGGUGCCUGGAGUUGUACUGCCAGGACGAGGGGCAGUACAUCUGCAUGCUCUGCUCCAUCGUGGCGUGCCACAGGGGCCACAGCAUCAUCACCCUGAAGGAGACCUAUGACAAGAGGCUGGGUGAACUCUCAGACCUCAUGACAAGGCUGCAGGAACGUAAAACAGCUUUAGCUACUGCCCUAGGAGAGCUUCAGAAAGGCGAGAACCACCUCAAGAACAAUACAAAAACAGUGACUUCUCAGCUGCAAAAGCUGUUUGAAGAGAUAACAGUGAUAAUUGAGAAAGAGAAGACGAUCCUGGGUGACAUUCAAUCUAAUGAGAAAAAACAACUGGCAGAUAUUACCAAAGUGAAGCAGGAAAUGGAACAGAAGAGAGAUGAGGCUGCGCAGCAUCUUCAGUCUUUGCAGAAGAUGAGAGAGCAACCAGAUAUGUUCCUCUUUGUCAAAGAAUUUAAACAGGCCAAGGACAGGAUUGUCAGUAAGAAUUUCAGCAUCAGCACGAUGUACAUGAUGGUGGUGCAGCUGGAUGAGGCCACAAUUAACUGCUAUCAACGCUUAACUUGGGACUUCAUGAGAAACCUGGACUCGGCGCUGCAAACCCUGCAGGGUAAACUCGCCAAACAAAUUUGGUGGACCAGCACAAAUGGCACUGCCAAGCCCACUAUACUUCAGAAGGCAGACCACAGGAUCAGAGUCUCACAGACCUGCUGGGAAUGAAUGGGACUUUUGGACAUCAUCUAGUCCAAACCCCCUGUACAACACAGGGGUACUGAGAGCAGGUUACACAGGAUUGCAUCCAGGUGCAUCCGAGGAGGAAACAUUCCACGACCCGUACCAGUGACCUUCCCUCCUCAGCAUGAACUACAUGGAUUGUCCCAAUUUAUCCUGAAGUAAGAGAGAUGGAAAGAAAAAGUUAAAUAUUGUCAAAAUGUCCUCUUCCCAUGGGGACUUGCCAAGUGUCUUGACCUCCCCUGCAUGCCUGCUUUGAAAGCAAUUCUGUAGCAUAUGCAGAUUGAGAAAAGAAGUGCUAAGAAUUAACACAAACAUAAGAAAAUCUCCACCUGCUGCUGGCUUCCAAACUGUGAACUAUAUAAUCUCAUGGUACUAAUGAUACUUGUGUACUGUUAAUGAUGUCUAUUACUACUACUAUUAAUACUGUCAUUAUGUGGUUAGAUAACCAAAGAAAUGGCUAAAGAUACCGAUAAGCAAGGCUGGCUGAUUUUAUACCAUUGCUAGAAAUUAAUUGUUGAGAGCACUGUUUGCAGAUGGCUGCAGUAGAAAACUGUUCAGGACAAUGCUGCCAAUUUAACACAAAGGAUCUUUGUGGCAAAUAAUUACUUAUCUUUGUAUGAGUCAGCAUCCAAGCCACAUUUUAACACUUCUACAGAGCGCACAAAGAGCCAUGCAAAAUACCACGGUCACUAGUGUAUGAAGGUGCUUUGCUGGCCACAUCUCCAUGUGUACAGAUGUUAUUUUUUAAUCAAGCACAUGCUGUGUGUUCCAGAUGUAGCCCUUAUUUCACAUACCAACUUCACUGAAGGAUUUCACGGACACUCCCAGGCAGGUAGGCUCACUCCUUGUUGCUGUAGGCUGCUCUGUUCCUAGCUGUGGUUCAGAUCCAACAUAGAGGUUCACAACCUGGGUGUUUUUUCUCCAAAUGAUAAAAAUAUUCUACUGCAAACCAGGGUUGCCAACAUAAGCAUUUUUAAGAAAUAAAGGCUAAAGUUCAGGGUACUUCAUAUAAGUUAGGAUUCAUGGCCCUAACUCUAUUCUGUCACUUGUGAUAAUCUACAUAUACCUAAUUGCAGAGAUUAAAAGCAAUAAACUAAG
Messenger RNA from Pezoporus occidentalis (night parrot), 2343 nucleotides. RefSeq names its product E3 ubiquitin/ISG15 ligase TRIM25-like. Lineage: Eukaryota; Metazoa; Chordata; Aves; Psittaciformes; Psittacidae. Gene Ontology annotation, molecular function: zinc ion binding. The record is from RefSeq and is a predicted model, not a curated record.